AUGCCGAUGACGGUUGUUACCGGUCAAUUUUCGCCGGCGAUUAUCUCGAUUGGCUCGCGGCUACCUUCCGUCAAAUACGCCGCUCGAAGAGUCACUGCUCUCAUCCCCAGAUCAGCUCGAGCAGCUUCUGCUUCCAUCUCCUUCGAGACGAACUCGAGUGUGGAUUCUGUUGUGGAGAAAGAGAAGGACAUUCUAGCUUGCCCUAUCUGUUAUAACGGAUUAGUUUGUAUUAUUAUUUUUGGCUAUUACAGAGGAGCUACUGCCUCUGGUACGAAGUUACAAUGCAAUACGUGUAAAAGGAGUUACUCUGGUAAUGAGACGCAUCUUGAUUUGGCUGUGGCUAGUGGAAGCAAUCAGUACACUGAACCAAUGCCUCUUUCAACUGAGUUAUUCAGGACUCCCUUAGUUUCAUUUCUUUAUGAGAGGGGUUGGCGUCAGAAUUUCAUAUGGGGUGGGUUUCCUGGACCAGAGAAAGAGUUUGAAAUGGCUAAAGACUACCUGAAGCCUGUAUUGGGAGGGAAUAUCAUUGACGCCAGUUGCGGAAGUGGGAUGUUCUCUAGAUUAUUCGCUAAAAGUGAGCUGUUUUCUCGGGUGUUCGCUCUUGAUUACUCCGAGAAUAUGCUAAGACAGUGCUAUGAGUUCUUAAAACAAGAAGAAAGCCUUACUAACAAAGAGAAAGUUGUUUUGGUCCGAGCAGACAUAGCUAGACUCCCUUUUGUUUCGGGUUCCGUUGACGCUGUCCAUGCUGGUGCUGCUUUGCAUUGCUGGCCUUCUCCAUCCUCAGCUGUUGCAGAGAUAAGCCGUGUUCUUAGACCUGGGGGAGUGUUUGUUGCCACCACGUUCAUCUAUGAUGGCCCUUUCAGCUUUAUCCCCUUCUUGAAGAAUCUUCGCCAGGAACUAAUGAGAUACUCAGGCUCUCACAUCUUUCUGAGUGAACGUGAGCUUGAAGAACUCUGUAAAGCCGGUGGACUCGUUGGCUUCACUCGUGUUAGAAACGGACUAUUUAUAAUGCUCUCCGCCACAAAACCCACCAGAUAA
Molecule: messenger RNA, 1038 nt
Organism: Eruca vesicaria subsp. sativa (arugula)
Lineage: Eukaryota; Viridiplantae; Streptophyta; Magnoliopsida; Brassicales; Brassicaceae
Source: the annotation of a GenBank genome assembly